AUGGCCGACGCAACCCGCAGCGGCGAGAAGCUGCCCUUCGCUCUGACCCUGUGCGGCGUCCUCGAGGCCGCGGCCGCGCUGUGGCUGGUACUCUACAGGAAGCCCGGGGGCGUGCUCGCGGACCAUGGGAAGGCCGUCUUCUGCUCCUACUACGUCGUUCUAGCCGCCGCGGUCGUCUUCGGGCUCGCUGAGGCGUUCGUGGGGCUGUGGGUGAGCUGCCGUCCGUGCAACCGGCGGCCGCUCGCCGUUGGGAAGGUCUUCUUGUGGGUCUCCAUUUUUCCUGUCGUCCUCGUCGCUGGCCUCGGUGGGAUGGGCUUUGCCGUCCCGAAGUAG
This is a messenger RNA of Triticum turgidum subsp. durum (durum wheat), 333 nucleotides long. The record is from the annotation of a GenBank genome assembly. NCBI's taxonomy places the organism in Eukaryota, Viridiplantae, Streptophyta, Magnoliopsida, Poales, Poaceae.